AUCGUGUAGAGUGCACGUACUUGUGUAUUGCGGAGUAAAGACCAAAGCUUGUGAGGACCGAAGGAAGUGCGGGCAGAACAUCACCGUGAAGUUUCCAGUAUUCUAGUGUUCAGUAAAAUCGGAAAAAGCUCAUUUUAAAGAUGGCCGCUACGAAAGCACCAGCAGUCGGUAUCGAUCUGGGAACCACCUAUAGCUGCGUUGGAGUAUUCCAGCACGGAAAGGUAGAAAUUAUUGCCAACGACCAGGGCAACCGUACGACGCCGUCCUAUGUGGCCUUCACCGAUACGGAGCGUCUGAUCGGCGAUGCCGCCAAGAACCAGGUCGCCAUGAACCCGACGAACACAAUCUUCGACGCCAAGCGCCUGAUCGGUCGUAAGUUCGACGACCCAGCCAUCCAGGCUGACAUGAAGCACUGGCCGUUCGAAGUUGAGUCCAUCGAGGGCAAGCCGAAAAUCCAGGUUGAGUACAAGGGCGAGACGAAGUCGUUCUUCCCGGAGGAGGUCAGCUCGAUGGUGUUGACCAAGAUGAAGGAAACCGCCGAAGCCUACCUGGGCAAGACGGUGACCAAUGCCGUCAUCACUGUGCCAGCCUACUUCAAUGACUCACAGCGCCAGGCGACCAAGGACGCCGGAACCAUCUCUGGACUGAACGUUCUGCGUAUCAUCAACGAACCGACGGCAGCCGCCAUUGCCUAUGGUUUGGACAAGAAGACUGCCGGUGAGCGCAACGUGCUCAUCUUCGAUCUGGGCGGCGGCACCUUCGAUGUGUCGAUCCUCUCGAUCGAUGACGGCAUCUUCGAGGUAAAGUCGACGGCCGGAGACACCCAUCUGGGUGGCGAAGACUUCGACAACCGUCUGGUGAACCACUUCGCCCAGGAGUUUAAGCGCAAGCACAAGAAAGACUUGUCCACCAACAAGCGCGCCCUGCGUCGUCUGCGCACGGCGUGCGAGCGUGCGAAGCGUACGCUUUCGUCGUCGACGCAAGCCAGCAUCGAGAUUGACUCGCUGUUCGAGGGAACGGACUUCUACACCUCGAUCACGCGCGCCCGUUUCGAGGAGCUGAACGCCGAUCUCUUCCGCUCGACGAUGGAGCCGGUUGAGAAGGCGCUGCGCGACGCCAAGAUGGACAAGGCUAGCAUCCACGACAUCGUGCUGGUCGGUGGAUCGACCCGUAUCCCGAAGGUGCAGAAGCUGCUGCAGGACUUCUUCAACGGCAAGGAGUUGAACAAGUCGAUCAACCCGGACGAGGCCGUCGCGUACGGUGCUGCCGUCCAGGCCGCCAUCCUGCACGGCGACAAGUCGGAGGAGGUGCAGGAUCUGCUGCUGCUCGAUGUGACCCCGCUGUCGCUCGGUAUCGAGACGGCCGGCGGUGUUAUGUCGGUGCUGAUCAAGCGUAACACCACCAUCCCGACGAAGCAAACCCAGACCUUCACUACGUACUCGGACAACCAGCCUGGAGUGCUGAUCCAGGUGUUCGAGGGUGAGCGGGCCAUGACCAAGGACAACAACCUGCUCGGAAAGUUCGAGCUGAGCGGCAUUCCGCCGGCGCCGCGUGGUGUUCCGCAGAUCGAGGUGACGUUCGAUAUUGAUGCCAACGGUAUCCUGAACGUGACCGCGCUCGAGAAGUCCACCAACAAGGAGAACAAGAUUACGAUCACCAACGACAAGGGUCGCCUGAGCAAGGAGGACAUCGAGCGUAUGGUGAACGAAGCCGAGAAGUAUCGUACGGAGGACGAGAAGCAGAAGGAGACUAUCUCGGCCAAGAACGCGCUCGAGUCGUACUGCUUCAACAUGAAGGCCACCAUGGAGGACGACAAGCUGAAGGACAAGAUCAGCGACAGCGACAAGACGCUCGUGCUGGACAAGUGCAACGACACGAUCAAGUGGCUCGAUGCCAACCAGCUGGCCGACAAGGAAGAGUACGAGCACCGCCAGAAGGAGCUCGAGUCUGUGUGCAACCCGAUCAUCAGCAAGCUGUACCAGGGUGCCGGAGGUGCACCGGGAGGCAUGCCAGGAUUCCCGGGUGGCGCUCCGGGAGCUGGAGGAGCUGCCGGCGGUGCCGGUGCGGCCGGUUCCGGCUCCGGCCCGACCAUCGAGGAGGUCGAUUAAAUCACGAUUCCUCGCAUCGUCGUCACAUCAUCAUCAUCAGCGCUGGGAAAGGUGAAGAAGAAAAGAGAAUUUGUGGAAAUAACCACGCUACAAUUUAUCUUUUUCUUUUCAACACCUUUUCUGGCAACAAAAAAAGAAAAGCACCUUUUAACUAACAAUUUUCUCUAGCCAAACAGAAAUGAAAACAAAA
Messenger RNA from Anopheles coustani, 2298 nucleotides. RefSeq names its product heat shock 70 kDa protein cognate 4-like. The coding region runs from base 141 to 2108 and encodes 655 amino acids. Gene Ontology annotation, molecular function: misfolded protein binding; heat shock protein binding; ATP hydrolysis activity. Gene Ontology annotation, biological process: protein refolding; vesicle-mediated transport; cellular response to unfolded protein. The record is from RefSeq and is a predicted model, not a curated record. Gene Ontology annotation, cellular component: cytoplasm; plasma membrane; nucleus. NCBI's taxonomy places the organism in Eukaryota, Metazoa, Arthropoda, Insecta, Diptera, Culicidae. The transcript is spliced from 2 exons.